GUGAGUCCUUCACCGUUGCCAUGGACAGGAGCUUGUACGAGAGAAACAUAAACGGCGUAAAAUUACACGGGGAAACGAAGAAGAUAACAAACGAUGAAAACCGAUAAACAGGAACACGAGCAAAUGUGCGGAAAUCCAGAGCUGCCACAUACAGCGAAUGAAAGCGAAAAAAUAAAGUUAGUGAGCUUCUUUGAUAGUUUAAAAGUGAGUUCAGCGGAUGUGGAACAAAACCACACGGACCUCGAAGAGGAGCAGCCCGGGAAUGAUGACAUUUACGAACUCCCCACACUUUUUAGCUUAAUUGUACAGAGAUAUGAAGGGGAAACCUGGAAAGGCCAGUUUCAUGGAGAAGGGGUUGCUUGUUUUGAAGGAGGCCAAACAUACAAGGGGAUGUUUUCCAAGGGACUUAUGGAUGGAUGUGGUGUCUUCACACUGGCAUGCGGAUUGAAAUAUGAGGGAGAAUUUGUGUGCAACAUGCCCAUGGGCCUGGGUACCUACACCUGGCCGGAUGGCAGCUCCUAUAAGGGGGAAGUGUACAAUGGUAUACGACAUGGGACUGGAACCUACAAAUGUGCAAAGAAUGGUGUGUCAUACACAGGGCAGUGGGAUCAGGGCAAGAGGCAGGGAAAGGGUGAAGUGUAUUAUGACCACGAUAAGACCUCUUGGUACAAAGGAGAUUGGGUGAAGAACAACAGAGAGGGAUGGGGAGUGAGACGCUACCCCUCUGGUAACAUGUAUUCUGGUGAGUGGAAGAACAACCUGAGACAUGGAGAGGGCACGAUGAGGUGGCUGAAACUUGGACAGCAGUAUGUUGGGAUGUGGCAGAAUGGAGUCCAGCAUGGAGGAGGCACACACACCUGGAUCCCGAGGCCAGCGGAUGGAUCCCUGUAUUCCCAGAGCAAUCAGUACACAGGGGAUUUCGUUCAUGGUCAGAGGCACGGACAGGGGACCUUUUACUACGCUGGUGGUGCGAUCUAUGAAAACGGAUGGAGGAAGAAUAAAAAACAUGGGAAGGGAAAAUUCACUUUUGAGGAUGGACAUGUUUUUGAAGGAGAGUUUGUGGACGAUCUGAUUAUGAGGCACAACCUGAAUGGAAACAAAGCUCCCACUCCUCUGUCUGAACCAGGCAUCUCUUUGGACAUUGAAUGUGUUUUGGAGAAAAUCCCUGAGAGAAAGCGUGACACUGAGCGUAAACAGGUGGAGUUUGAGGUGCUGAAGCAGGACAGUGAGCUGAGGUCCAUUUAUGGUUUCUACAAAAGACUUGGCCAUGCCCACUCCUCAAAUAACAUCUUCCAGCUGUCCCGCCUGCAGCUCUGGCGCCUUCUCAAAGACUGUAACAUCCACCAUUACGACAUCACUCUGACACAGAUAGACCAUAUGAUCAGAGAGGAUGCCACAACAGCAGAGAUCCACUCUCCUUUCACUCCCAUGCUUCUGCAUAGGCUCAUCAGCUGUCUAGUGGUUGUGGCCUACCACAUUUACCAUAAGGACAUGAUGUCACAAAACAACCUUCUGGCUGCCUGCUUUUCCAAACUGAUGACAGACAACAUCCUUCCUAAUGCUAAGAAUGUAAAAGGCUUCCUGUUUAGGCAGCCAGACUGUGCAGUUGUGGCUGUGAACUACUUAAAGAAGAGCUAUGAAGUCUAUCAGGCUAACUGCAAAGUCAAUGCAGCCCCCAGAGAGGACCAGACCAUGACCUGCCGACACCUGCUGUGGAUGUUCAGGGAUCUCCAUCUGCUGGACAAUAACCUGACCACAGCGAGAUUGCUGCAGGUCAUCACUGCAGAGAGCCGUGACCACAGAAACCUGUCCUCCUGUCUGGAUCUGGAGAUUACAUUCCUGGAGUUUUUUGAGGUACUGCUGGGCUCUGCUGAGGUGAAGUGUCAGCCUGUUUCUGAAGACGUAGAGGUGAAGUGUCAGACUGUUUCUGAAGACGUAGAGGUGAAGUGUCAGCCUGUUUCUGAAGACCUGGAGGUGAAGUGUCAGCCUGUUUCUGAAGACCUGGAGGUGAAGGGUCAGCCUGUUUCUGAAGACCUGGAGGUGAAGUGUCAGCCUGUUUCUGAAGACCUGGAGGUGAAGUGUCAGCCUGUUUCUGAAGACCUGGAGGUGAAGGGUCUGCCUGUUUCUGAAGACCUGGAGGUGAAGGGUCAGCUGGUUUCUGAAGGCCUGGAGGUGAAGGGUCAGCCUGUUUCUGAAGGCCUGGAGGAGGGCCAGUCACCGUCCAGCCCUGACACUGAGGCCAGGAGGGAUCUCCCUGAGGUGGAGGCCAGCGAGAACAUCUUCCAGACUCCAAACAGCCCUUCCCAGUCGGUGGCAGCUUCAGUGAAUUCCCCCAUCACUCCUGAAAUCUCCAGCUCCAAGUCAAUGGAGACAAGUGACAAAGCAGGACUAUCCACUGCUCAAGAAGUGGAGAGUGAACAAGACAAGACUAAAAUCAACGAGAAACCUCAGGCAGCAGUUAAGUCCAGUCAUGGUGGUGGUGAUGAGGAAAAUGAUGAAGAAGAGGACAGGCAGGAGGAGUAUGAAGCAGGAGGAACCAGCAAAGAUACAGUGAAAGAGCACACAGGUGAAGGCAAGAGUGUGCUAACCAGAGGAAUGGAGGCUAAAGACUGGGACAUGGAGCUCUGGAACCAGACGAUCCAUCAAUUCUUUAACCACUUUUUCUUCCCGGCUUUUGAACAUAACCGGUUAGUGUCCAAAAACAGUAAAGAGGAAAAGCUCCACCAGGAGGCCCAGAGACGAAUCGCUCUGGCCAAGGCCCAACAAAGAACCAGCCAAUAGUACAGAUGUAGCCAUUCCCAGCUAAAAUUGAUCUCUUUUUGUUGGGUCAGUUUGCAGUAUGAAUGGAGUCAAUGUUUUAGUUAUAUGUACUGUAUUAUUACUCAUAGGAUUUAACCAGAUACAACAGCAGUGGUGGCACUCAAUUUAAGAUUCAUUUAUAGUAUGUAUUGUGAGUUUAUAGUGUUGAAAUUGUCAGAGGACUCCAUUGUAGGGGCUGAAAGAUUUGACUGACCAGUUUUGAAAUGAGAAAUUAAAGCCAAGCAUCUACAUAAA
Molecule: messenger RNA, 3054 nt
Organism: Perca flavescens (yellow perch)
Lineage: Eukaryota; Metazoa; Chordata; Actinopteri; Perciformes; Percidae
Gene: rsph10b
Product: radial spoke head 10 homolog B
Exons: 19
Coding region: 94-2781 (895 amino acids)
Source: RefSeq, a predicted model, not a curated record